GGUCAGGAUCCGCCUGUAGCCCCCGCAUCCUGGGCUGUGCGUGAGAAGUCGGCCCGUGCACGUGGGCGCCCCCAGAGCCGCCCCUGCACAGCGUGCUCUCUUCGCUCCCGUGCUGUUACUGUUGGUACUGAGGAUGUUGGCGCUGGGCGUGAGAGAUGGCUGGGCUCGGAGGCCGGCGGACUGGGAUCCAGGUCGCAGCUCCAGUGUGCGGCGCGGGCCUGUGCCUUCACCCCGCCGAAGCUCAUUGUCUCUACAGCAAGGGCCCCUAGUGCCAGUUUCAUCCGGUCAUGGCGAGGACUCAGGCUCUGCGCGGCCCUGCAGGAGCUCCGCAGAUAGGGACGACGGUGGUGGUGAGGUGCACUCAUUGGUGUAGCUGGAAAUUUCGAGGAAGUGGAGGGAGGAGGCGGCUCAGAGACAGCAGUAGGACACAGUUAGACUUGGAGCCGGGAAAAACGGACAUCCCGUCACUAUUCGGCCCCUGUUGCCAAACCUUGCACUGUUAGAUUUUUUUUUGCUUGCUUUCUCUUGGAAACAACGGUUGCAUUUUCCUCCCUUGAUUUGAGAAGGAAAAGUUGCAUUGCUACCCUAACGGAAAUAUCCCCAUAGCGUGGCUGGCCAUCGGAAGAAGGAACAUUUAAGCUGCAGUACAAUGGAGACCGAACAGUCCGUAAAAUCAUGGACAGAAACUGGAAGAUUACUGAAAAGCGAAUAGCUUGUGCAUAGGAGUUCGUGUGGCAAGAACCCUUGGAUGCAGUCAAGUUGUCUUGUGCUUGGUUGCCAGCUCACGCUACGCAUAUGACUGGCGUUGGGGUGGCUGUGCGGAGUCCCUGCGAUGUGUAUAUUCUCAGUUCCUGGCACGUAGUAGACGCUCAACAGCACCUACCUCACGGCAUCACGAUCAAGGAGAACUUGGUUUCGAAUCCCAUUUAAGGCUCCGGGGAGCAGCACCAGGGCGGGGGACACGAUGGUGUCGGUGACUAUGGCCACUUCCGAGUGGAUCCAGUUCUUCAAGGAAGCCGGCAUUCCUGCAGGACCUGCUGUCAACUACGCCGUGAUGUUUGUGGACAACAGGAUCCAGAAGAGCAUGCUGCUGGACCUCAACAAGGAGAUCAUGAACGAGCUGGGUGUGACCGUGGUGGGCGACAUCAUUGCCAUCCUCAAGCAUGCCAAGGUGGUGCACCGCCAGGACAUGUGCAGAGCUGCCACUGAGUCUGUGCCCUGUAGCCCCAGCCCCCUCCCAGGCGACAUCCGCCGAGGCGCCUCCAGUGCCGCCUCCCGGAUGAUUGCCAACAGCCUGAACCGCGACUCCCCGCCUGGCACGCCCGCCCGGCGGCCGGACACCAGCACCUCCAACAUCUCUGUCACUGUGUCCAACAAGAUGGCAGCGAAGAGCGCCAAGGCCGCUGCAGCCCUGGCCCGCAGGGAGGAGGAGGGCCUGGCGAUCCCCACCAAGCGGCGCCGGGUCACGGCCGAGAUGGAGGGGAAGUACAUCAUCAACAUGCCCAAGGGCACCACGCCACGCACCCGCAAGAUCCUGGAGCAGCAGCAGGCGGCGAAAGGGCUCCACAGGACGUCCGUGUUUGACCGCCUCGGCGCCGAGACCAAGGCAGACACGACAACAGGGAAUAAACCCACGGGAGUCUUCAGCCGCCUGGGGGCCACCUCGGAGCUGGAUGAGGACGUGGCUUGGGACAGUGACAACGACAGCAGCAGCUCUGUCUUACAGUACGCCGGGGUCCUGAAGAAGCUGGGGCGGGGCCCGGCCAAGGCCAGUCCCCAGCCAGCUCUGACUGUCAAAGCCAAGGCCACCAGCUCGGCAGCGAGCACCACCCCAACGCUGCGGCGCCUGUCGCUGUCCGCACGCCCCGGACUCGAGAGGAAGCCGGAGCCCCUGGCCAAAGUCAGCAUCAUCCAGAGACUGGGCAAGACUGCCCUCGCGCCGGAGGCCCAGGACAGCCAGGUCACGAGCACCAAGAGUAAGUCCUCCGCCGAAGUCAAGGUCACCAUUAAGAGGACUCUGGUGGGGCCCCGGAGCAGCGGCUCCAGUGAGGGCCUUGGUGCCCAGAUGGAUCACGCCGGCAGCGUGAGCGUGUUCAAAAGACUGGGCCGCCGGACCUUCUAGCCCAC
This is a messenger RNA of Lepus europaeus (European hare), 2127 nucleotides long. It is a transcript of the gene C19H19orf47, whose product is annotated as chromosome 19 C19orf47 homolog. Lineage: Eukaryota; Metazoa; Chordata; Mammalia; Lagomorpha; Leporidae. Gene Ontology annotation, cellular component: nucleus. The record is from RefSeq and is a predicted model, not a curated record. The transcript has 10 exons. Bases 965 to 2122 code for a protein of 385 amino acids.